Messenger RNA from Cajanus cajan (pigeon pea), 1061 nucleotides. RefSeq lists its product as uncharacterized. Lineage: Eukaryota; Viridiplantae; Streptophyta; Magnoliopsida; Fabales; Fabaceae. The record is from RefSeq and is a predicted model, not a curated record.
AAAACUGGAUUCGAAAGAAGCUGCAAGUGUGGGGAACUUGGGGGUUAUCUUGUUUGUGCAAUUGCAUUCAGAUUAAUUUGAUUCAGCGAUUCACCAACAAAAUCGUAGUUGCAGAGAUUUGCGAAAUCGAAAACUUUUCAUCAAAUCAUCAAUGUUCUCUCACACGCAUUUUCUCUCUUCGCGCCCUUUCACCUUCAACAAAUUUCCAAAGACCGCCACUUCACGCGCUCCGUUCUCCGUUCGUGUCGGAACCGCAACUCCGUCGACGCCGGUUGCCGCCGACACAGUCCCGCCGCCGGUAAUGUCGGAACAGCUUGCACCCAAUUCGCCGCCACCUUCGCAGUCGCUGGUCGCGGCUGCUCCGCCCAUUGCGGUGGCCAAAAAUCUAGGGCUCCGGCCCACCCCUGAAUUGGGUCUUCUCUCUCACUUGUUUGUUCUCUCCAUGGCUUUUGGUGCAUUUUUCUCUGUAGCUGUGGUUUCUAUUCCAACCUUAAUCGCUUUUGGUAGAUUAGGAGCUUCAGCGAAUAAAUUGUCAAAGGUUGUUUCACAAGAGGUACCUGGAACUUUAUUUUCUCUGAAACUUUCUAGCAUGGAACUGAACGAAUUGACCCAACAAUUUGGUAGUCUGAGGCAUAAAAUUUCUGGCAUUCCCACAGGAAUGAAGGAUGGGGGCACUUCCAGAUCAAGAUCCUUUCGUAAGAAGAACUCAGCAUCCUAACAUUGCCAACAUUGCUUAGGUGAGUAAGCUUGUUUCUGGAAUUAAGCUUGCUUGGUUUGGCUGAGUGGGAAUUACUUUUCUUGAUUCAUGGUAAUUGAACUUGGUACAUUAAGAUUUACCUCAUUCACGUACACUGCACGACUAACUGGGCUAAACCCUAUUGGUACCCAAUGGAAAUUACCGAAUAGAUGUAAGGCAUUUUCAGUCAUAUGGUUUCUGUUGAAAAUUGAAAUUACAAGUUGUAUAUUGAAUUAUGAUCACAAGGAACUGGUUGGGCUUUAAAAUUUGAAGCUGAUGUUGCAAUGAGAAUUUCUAUCCUGAGGCCUUAAAAAGUUUUCUGCUA